CUUGACAAAAAUAAAAAUAUACCCACCCCCAAUUGUUUCCAGUCUAUCAUUCUCUUUUUUUUUUUUCUUUCUUAUUCCUUUCCUUUCUUUUUUUAUAUAUAUUAUAUACAAUGGAAACUGAUAGACGGAAACAAGAUACUCAAACUCAUACUUUCGACUAUAUUACUAGAGAAGAAACUAUGACUGAUACCCCGACUCAAGAUGAUACCUUUACUCCUCCUUCUCCUUUACCAACUACAACAACAACACCUAUUACUACGACUACUACAAUGACUACAACCGCCACUUUACAAAAUUAUCAUUUAACCUUGACAAAAUCAUUUGAUCAACAACAACAGCAACAAGAUGAUGCUAUUGAUGACAUUUUUGAAACAAAAUCAACUUUAUUAAUGGAACAAAUGGCGUCGUUACAUGGUCAGCUGGGACAUAUGUUACCGACUCGAUCUUAUUACAGUGGUUCUGCUGUACCUCCAUCCACACUUUCGGACGUCGGCAGUCAUCCUUCCGUGGUAUCAUCGUCUUGUUCUUCAUCCUUGUCUUCUUGUUCUCUUCAACAUCAGCAACAUACUACAACCACAACAACAACAACUACCAAUACUACUACUCCUUCUAGUUUGACAGGUGGCGAAUGGGAAGAUGGUUGUUCAUCUUCUGCUUCUCAAAGUGACAUUAUUUUAUUACAUCCUUUACAAGCUGCUCAAGAAGAUAUGGCUUUAUAUGAAUCCAAUUUAGCUACUAUGCGAACACAAAUGAAUCUCAUCAAGGAUGGUAUGCAAUGGAUUCAAGAAAAUUAUACCAAUUACUGCUCUAUUCCCUCUUCUGAUGAUUGUACAGAUACUACUACUGCUACUACUACUACUACUAAUGAUUUGACUCUUUCUUCUACUAUUGGUGGUAAUGGUGUACUCAAUGUUUCACAACAACGACAAUUGGCACGAUUAUCACAAAUGGAUCAAGCUUAUGGCACUUUACAGUUUCGAAUGGCUCAAGCAGAAGAUCAAUACAAAGCAUUUCGUCAAGGUUUUGAUUUCAGUCAAGCAUGUCAUGCUGUCCGUAUUGCCCUGGACUCUGUACAAGCCAACAUGAUGCAGCAACGAACAAUGAUGACAGCCAAUCACCAUCAAGAGCUUGUACAAGCAUGGGAAGAAAGCAUUACUAACACCACGAAGCAAUUGGCAUCCUUACGACAAGAUUAUCAAGAUUAUUUUAUGUCAUCCUCAACAUCAUCAUCUCCUCUACUAUUACAACAACAACAACAAGAAGAAGAUACUGGAUUGGAAGAUAAUCAUGAAGAACUCAAAGAUGGUCAACAAUUACAACAACAACAACAGCAACAACGUCGAUUAUAUCAACAACGAUGGGAAAAGAUGAAUGAAAAGAAUGAAUUAGUACGAACUUGGGUAGAAGAAGUACGAGUGUGGUUUGCGGAAGCCGAACGUAUACGACAAUGGAUUGAUGAACGACGUGAUCAACUUGAAGAAACAACUCUACCUGAUCCUUUGGCGCCUCAUUUAUCACAAUAUGAUAAUGAUGAUGAUAUUUCUGGUUUGGAAAAAGUCAAACAAUGGCAAGAACAACAUCAAUUAUUGGAAAAUGACAUGGAAACUUUUGACAAACAAGAUAUGGCUCGAUUGCGAUCUCACGUGAAAGCAUUGACUGGAGGCAAAGAUUUAAGUCCAGCUGAUACUACUACCAUUGAAAUCACUCUGACAACAUUGACCACAUUGGACAAGAUCAUGCAUACUCUACGUGAAAAAAGUCAUAGAUUACAUCUUCUUACCCAGCGUGCUCUUUGGGAAGCUGAAUUUGCAAAAACUAUGGAAUGGCUUCAUGAUACUGAAAAUCAAGUCGAUACCUUUUUGGGUCAAGCAAGAUGGACAGAUCAAUCUGAUAUGGAUAAAAGUGUUUUGAUUGACGGUUUAUUGGCGUUGGAACACAAAAUGUCAGAUUUUGAUAAAGGUGGUUUCACUACUACAAUCAACUUAUUUCAAGAUUUUGAUGAUGCUGCUGAAGAAGAUUUACCUGCUCAUUUGGAACAACGGCAAUCAAAUUGUGAACAAUUUUUUGAAGACCUUUACAAACGGAUGGUUUUUGUACGCUCGGUGGUGGAACAACGUCUCGCAUUGAUGGAUUUUAUGGAUAUGGUACAGCAUGUUCAUGCCGAUGCACAUCAAUUACAAUUGGAUUUACAGCAAACUUGUUCUUUCAGUGAACAUGUUAUGACCACUGACGAUAAUGAUCUUGAUGAAGUUAUGUGGGCUGAUCGUGUCCAAGCAAUGCAAGAAAGAAUCAUUCCUCUGGCCUCUUCUCAACGAAUUCCUUAUCCUGCGGCAACAUUGACUGUAGAUCAACAAGACAAUGAACAUGCUAAUCAAGUGAUUCGACAACAUGUGAGUCAUUAUCGAACCCAAUUAGUGUUACUUGGUGAAGCAGUGGAUGGACAUUAUCAAGCCAUGAAACAACGUUGGCAAUUACAACGACGAACAAAAACAUUAGCAGCUGAAGCAGAACAGUGGACAUUAUGGGCAGAUGAACGAUCAAGUUUGAUCCAACAAAACCAGCAACAGCUACUUCUCCAAGGUCAAUCAUUGGGUCUAGAUCAAGUUGCUCAUUGGGAACGAAUGUUGGCUACAACAAAGACGAAAUUGGAGGGCAAGGAAAUACAAGCCAAUGAGGUUUUACUCAAGGCCAAACAAGUGACUGGUACUCUACAGGAAUUGAUUCCAGAUACGAUUAUCACUGAAUCUGAAGAAAUCAAGACAUUGAAUGGGGCUAUACAAGAAAUGAACUCGGCUUAUGAAACGUUGCGACAAAAUAUGAACAAUCAUGAACAAUCAUUACAACAAUGGCGCACCAAAUUAGAACAAGGUCACAACGUUGUAGAUAUGUUGAAUGAACUCGUCCAGUUUAUUCGUAAUUUACGUGUGUCACUACCAGGGAUUAAACAUCAAUGUGGUUUCAUGACCGGUCAAUCACAGCAACAAGAUCAAGAAAGGUUUGAUACUCUGACAAAGACAUGGAUCAAGAUGAAGCAAGACGUAGAGGACAGACAAUCUUUAUUUGAUCGACUUCAGUUGGAUGAUAGUUUGAAAAAAGAUGAAUUGAUACUUGAAUGGAACUCACUGAUGAAAGACAUGGACCAAUUAGCUGAUUUCAACGAUACUGUACAACAAUGGUUUGAUCGGCAACGAAGACUUAGUUUAGUGGAACAAGCUUUGGCUCAUGCAACAAACAAUGAAGAAAAAGAAGAUGAUGAUGAUGGUCUUGAACGGAUGAUUCAAUCAGUACAGGAACAACAAGAAGUACUCAAGGUGAUUGGACAAGAUAUUAUACAAGCAGCUGAUACUAGGGAUCCUCUCCAAACCGCCAACUAUUCAUGUGCAAGGGAUCGACAUCAAAGUUUGGUAGCUCGUGCUCAACAACUGAUGAUGGAUGCACAAAUCAAGCAACAACAAAAACGGCAUCUCUUGGCAUGUCAACAGCAUCAACAGAAACUGGAUGAAUUGGUGGCAACAAUCAUGACAAGCGAGAAAAAUAUCAAGGAACGCGUAGCACAAUAUUGGUGUCAGGGAUGGGAUCUUGUGAUCAAUCAACAAGUGGAUGCAUUGGCGACCCUGGUGUGUACUACCAAUCAAAACAUCAUGGAUGUACAAACACAAAAAGAUCAUUUUCAUCGGCGGUGGGAACAUUUGCAACACCUGACUCCAACAAAGUUAUCAGAUGAUAGCAACGAACAUCCAUUUUUUUCUUCUUCUUCGGUUGAAAAAGCACUACAACAACUGGAUCAAGCUAUUGGAACGGAAAAACGUCAACUAGUCUUACAACGACAUCUUCAUAUACAUGCAAAGGCGGCACAAGAUCUACAAAAUUGGCUUUCUCAAUGCAGUACGGCACUUGGGCAAUUAACUUUGGAUAUCGGGGUGGCAGAUGAAUCUGACAUGAGAGCUUCCAUUGGACGUUUCGAGGCAAAAUUGGACGGCAUGCAAUCCACCAUGACUGAGUUUGGACGUAUACAUGACAAGGUGAUGAUGAUGAUGUUUGAAAACAACGACAACGACGAUGAUCGAAAAAGCAAAGUGCAAAUUAUUUACGACAAAUUACAAGAUGAUUAUCACCAAUUGGGAAAACAACUUGAGGAUAUCUCCUUGGCGACGGAUCGACACCGACAACAUGUGAAUAUUGCAAGGAAAAUGAAGGAUCUUUUAUAUAUGAUUGGUGGUUAUCGUGUUAGGGUGGAACGUAUCCGUAUUCAAUCUGAUGCAACUCAGCACAAUGAUGAUGGAGGGGAUGAUGGAGAUGAUAUAUUAUCUUCUUGGUUAUUAGAAUGUCCACUGACCAUGAUUCCUACAGAACAAGCGAUUGAAGCUACGAAUACUGAACUGGAUCGACUGGAACAAGAAAUUCAACUUCAUUUACCGAGCGCUUUGGGUGACUUGGAUGAACUAUUAUUGGAACACGCUGAUGAUAUGUUUACUGAUCAAAGAAAUGAAAUUACCCAGGCGAUAGCUGGACUGACGCAAGGGAUACAAAACAAGCAUUAUUGGUUGGCCGAGGCGAGAAAACUGGAAACUAUUUUGACGGUAUUGGAUGAAUGGGAAGUUUUAUUAUCUGCUUUAGCCGAAGUAGUGGAUCGUGCAUCUCUUCCAAUGGAAAUUUCUACUACUACUACUACUACUACUACGACUACUAGUAGAAAUACGCAACAACGACAACAACAACAACAAAAACGACGUGCGGAUUUACAGGCCAUGUUGAUUGAUUUGGAUACACGAUAUCGAUAUUAUGAACCGAAUAUUCAGGCUUUGGUGAAGGAAGCUCAACUUGUGAUGAUGCAAGGUGAACAAAAGCAAGAUGCAAGAUUAUUGGCUUAUCAUGAUCAAUUAACAGAACAAUGGCGACAAUUACAACAAUUAGCGGAAGCAAAACGACAAGCAUUAUUGGCGAACAUUGGUCCUUUGGCAGAUCCUUUGGUAUUAUCUUCAUUACAUGAUGCUCUUCCUGGUGGACAUCAAAGACGACCUAUGACCACUAUGUCUUCCAUCACUACAACAAGACCUUUAUCAGUGGCAACGGAUCGAUCUACGAAUGGUAUAACUCGAAAAUCAUCUUAUCAAAAACUAGUGACUCGAAAACCUUCUAUGCGUGCUACUACUCCAUCCUCUUUGACUGCCACCGCUGUUAUCCCACCUCGUUUAAUGACAGCAGAAAGAGCAAAGAAAAGAUCCUCAUGGCGUGAACAACAACAACAACGAGCUGUAGAUAUUGGUUCAUCCUCUAUGGCAAGAAGAUCCAUGUCACCAUUGGAUGCCUAUGUACCAGAUCCCAAGAAUGAUUUAGAUGUAGCUGUAGGAAAUAUUGUCAAUGAUUCUCCUUUUGCUGUCAAAGUAAAAAUGGUACCUGGGGAAGUGGGUCGUUAUUGGUUUGGAAAGAAGAAUCCAAAAUUAGCUUAUUGUCGUAUUCUACGUAGUAGAAUGGUUAUGGUUCGUGUUGGAGGAGGUUGGGUAGAAUUAUCACAAUUUUUAAGAGAUCAUGCUUUAUUAGAAGAAGGCAAAUUUAUGUCGACAAUGGAACGUAUGGCCAACAACGAUACUGAUACGAUGAUUGACAAAAAAAAGAAACGAUACUCACAACCACUGGCAACAGAUUUCAAUACGACUGAAAAGGUGACUAAUGAUGACAAGAGAACUUUACGACAUUCAAAAUCAACUCCUUUCCAACCAUCUUCCUAUUAUUGUUAUUCCAUUCGUGGUCAGUCACCUAUCUCACCUGGUAUCAAGGAAGGUAAUAAAUUUUUAGUGACGGAUGAUGAUGGCAAACAAGUUCAAGUGACAAUGACCAAAGCCAAAAGCAAACGAACAUCAUCGAAUUUUAGAACUCCUUGGCGAUGAUAUAUUUUUUUUUGAUGUUUUAUUAGUUUAUACAGUUCUUUUUUUUUUUUUUUUUU
Molecule: messenger RNA, 5944 nt
Organism: Halteromyces radiatus
Lineage: Eukaryota; Fungi; Mucoromycota; Mucoromycetes; Mucorales; Cunninghamellaceae
Exons: 4
Coding region: 111-5888 (1925 amino acids)
Molecular function (GO): microtubule binding
Source: RefSeq, a predicted model, not a curated record